AUGGCUCCUCCAUCAUCAGGUGCCCUCACUCAGCCCCAGGCCUUUGGUCUCUUGGCAGCAUAUACCCUUGUCUACGUGCUCCCUCUGUACGCCUCCUCCCAGACGCGAGCCUCCCCCGGCCGCUCAAGAGACGCGCCUGAGGCCAUUCGCGCCAGGAUCUUCGCCGUCUCGUUGUCCACGACUGCGUGCUCCCUCGCGACCUUUCUCCUCUUGCCCCAUGUCUGCGGUUCUGAGGAAACGGCCGCGGCCACCAGCUGCAGCCCGUUGCAUCUAAUGGGCUACUGGCCGAUUGGGCUGACUGAGGCGCUCAAGAGCUGCCUUCUGACGGGUUUACUCUUUGCGGCGCCGCUUUAUGAGUUUCUUGUGAUUGACGGCGGUUGGAGAGAAUGGAUCUCUGGGUUCCAGCCGCUGCGAGACAUUUGGGCUGAAUGGCCGGCCUGGCGGAACCUGGUUGCUGGCCCCGUCACCGAAGAAUGCCUCUUCCGCUCCGCCGCCAUCCCACUGCUGCUGGUAGCAGGCUCCAGCCUGAGUAGAAUCAUCUUCCUGUCCCCCGUCGUCUUUGGCCUCGCCCACCUGCACCACUUCUACGAAUUCCGCGUCACCCACCCGCAGACGCCCCUGGUGGCCGCCGUCGCCCGCUCCGUCCUCCAGUUCUCGUACACGUCCAUCUUCGGGGCCUACGCAAACUUCCUCUUCCUGCGGACGGGCUCUCUGCUUGCUGUCAUUCUUGUCCAUGCGUUUUGCAACUCCAUGGGCUUGCCUCGCGUCUGGGGUGCCGUGCAGCCGUAUUGGCUUUCCGAGGCUGACGCUUAUCGGCCGGGCCGUAUGAUGCUGUGGUCGGGCAUCUACUACGUGUUGCUUUUCGGAGGCUCAGUUGCUUGGUGGAAGAAUCUUUAUUCGCUGACCGAGUCGCCAAUUGCUCUGGCGGUGUUCUAG
Trichoderma citrinoviride is the source of this 936-nucleotide messenger RNA. RefSeq names its product CaaX prenyl protease. Gene Ontology annotation, biological process: CAAX-box protein processing. Lineage: Eukaryota; Fungi; Ascomycota; Sordariomycetes; Hypocreales; Hypocreaceae. The transcript is spliced from 3 exons. Gene Ontology annotation, molecular function: metalloendopeptidase activity. Bases 1 to 936 code for a protein of 311 amino acids. Gene Ontology annotation, cellular component: endoplasmic reticulum membrane. The record is from RefSeq and is a predicted model, not a curated record.